GGCCCCCCUCUCUCGGCCCGGCCAUCUUGUGGGAAGAGCUGAAGCAGGCGCUUUUGGCUCGGCGCGGUCCGCUGCAAUCCGUGGAGGAACGCGCCGCCGAGCCACCAUCAUGCCUGGGCACCUACAGGAAGGCUUCGGCUGCGUGGUCACCAACCGAUUCGACCAGCUAUUUGACGACGAAUCGGACCCCUUCGAGGUACUGAAGGCAGCAGAGAACAAGAAAAAAGAAGCCGGCGGGGGCGGCGUUGGGGGCCCCGGGGCCAAGAGCGCGGCUCAGGCCGCGGCCCAGACCAACUCUAACGCGGCGGGCAAACAGUUGCGGAAAGAGUCCCAGAAAGACCGCAAGAACCCGCUGCCCGCCAUCGUCGGCGUGGCCGACAAAAAGGAGGAGACGCAGCCGCCGGUGGCGCUUAAGAAAGAAGGAAUAAGGCGAGUUGGAAGAAGACCUGAUCAACAACUUCAGGGUGAAGGGAAAAUAAUUGAUAGGAGACCAGAAAGGCGACCACCUCGGGAAAGAAGAUUUGAAAAGCCCCUUGAAGAAAGGGGUGAAGGAGGUGAAUUUUCAGUUGAUAGACCGAUUAUUGAAAGGCCUAUUCGAGGCCGAGGUGGUCUUGGAAGGGGUCGAGGAGGCCGUGGACGUGGAAUGGGCCGAGGCGACGGAUUUGAUUCUCGUGGCAAACGUGAAUUUGAUAGGCAUAGUGGAAGUGAUAGAUCUUCUUUUUCGCAUUACAGUGGCCUGAAGCAUGAGGACAAGCGUGGAGGUAGCGGAUCUCACAACUGGGGAACUGUCAAAGAUGAAUUAACAGAGUCUCCCAAAUACAUUCAGAAACAAAUAUCUUAUAAUUGCAGUGAUUUGGAGCAAUCAAAUGUGACUGAGGAAACACCUGAAGGUGAAGAGCACCCAGUGGCAGACACUGAAAAUAAGGAGAAUGAAGUUGAAGAGGUUAAGGAAGAGGGUCCAAAAGAGAUGACUUUGGAUGAAUGGAAAGCUAUUCAAAAUAAAGACCGAGCAAAAGUAGAAUUUAAUAUCAGAAAACCAAAUGAAGGUGCUGAUGGACAAUGGAAAAAGGGAUUUGUUCUGCAUAAAUCAAAAAGUGAAGAGGCUCAUGCUGAAGAUUCGGUUAUGGACCAUCAUUUCCGGAAGCCAGCAAAUGAUAUAACGUCUCAACUGGAGAUCAAUUUUGGAGACCUAGGCCGCCCAGGACGUGGUGGCAGGGGAGGACGUGGUGGACGUGGGCGUGGUGGACGUCCAAACCGUGGCAGCCGGACUGAUAAGUCAAGUGCUUCUGCUCCUGAUGUAGAUGACCCAGAGGCAUUCCCAGCUCUGGCCUAACUGGAUGCCAUAAUACAACACUGGUUCCUUUGCGGACCCUCCUGUUCAAAGCUUUUGCAUGCUUAAGGAUCCCAAACAACUAAGAAUUAAAAAAAAAAAAAGACUGUCAUUCAUACCAUUCACACCUAAAGACUGAAUUUUAUCUGUUUUGAAAACGAACUUCUCUAGCUACACAGAAGUAACAAAUAUGUUAGUCAGUUUUGUAUUUAGAAAUGUAUUGGUAGCAGGGAUGUUUUCAUAAUUUUCAGAGAUUAUGCAUUCUUCAUGAAUACUUUUGUAUUGCUGCUUGCAAAUAUGCAUUUCCAAACUUGAAAUAUAGGUGUGAACAGUGUGUACCAGUUUAAA
This is a messenger RNA of Arvicola amphibius (Eurasian water vole), 1678 nucleotides long. It is a transcript of the gene Serbp1, whose product is annotated as SERPINE1 mRNA binding protein 1. The record is from RefSeq and is a predicted model, not a curated record. The transcript has 8 exons. Gene Ontology annotation, cellular component: nucleus; cytoplasm. Bases 110 to 1333 code for a protein of 407 amino acids. Gene Ontology annotation, molecular function: mRNA 3'-UTR binding. Lineage: Eukaryota; Metazoa; Chordata; Mammalia; Rodentia; Cricetidae.